AUGGUUGUUACUGAGGUCUUAUAUUACUGUCCUGGUUUUAAAGAGGCCAUCAAAUCUUUGUGUCAGUUGGCUAAGCUGAACGACAAACAGCAAGAAGAUGGUGCCAAAAAUGAGGGGGACACUGGUGGAAACACCCUACCUGUUCCCAUGGAGCUGCUGAGUAGUUUCCACAGCCUCAUCUCUUCUGUGGAACAGCUGCAAUCCAGUUUCCUGCUUAACACGGAAAAAUACAGUGACGGAGAGCUUGCCACACCACCUCGCAAGGUGCUUAACACACUCAGGCAGCUUAAUCCAAUGUAUGAGGGUUACUUGCAGCAUGAUGCACAGGAGGUGCUGCAGUGCAUCCUUGCUAACAUCCAGGAGGCCUUUGACAAUAUCAAAAAAGACCAAACAGACAACCAGAAAGACAGCACAAUAAGUAAUGGAAUGGGGGAGUCCACCCACGAGGAUGAUGGGAGCUCCGAUGGCCAGUUGAGCGGAAAGAGAAAGAGUGACACGGAAGCAGGCAAUGCUAAGAAAAAGCCAAAAUCUCAAAGCAAAUCAAAGAAAAAUGAGGAAAAUGUGCCUAUGACCCGCUCUAAACGAAAGUCCUCCAGUGAUAUAACCACAGAGAGUUCUGACCAGAGGAAUGGAACAGAGGAGCAAGAAAACGAGCAAGAGAAGGACAGAGGGAGCACCACAGAGGAGGAGAAGAAUGACAGUACCCCAAAAGAGGUGGGCAAGAGGACAAGGAGAGGGAAGCUGGGCUGGCUGAAGCCAUCUGGGAAGCAGCCUAGCAUCUUCUCGAAGUUCCGCAGCAUGGGGCGAAUUACUUCACAUGUGGGAGGGAGAGGAGAGACCAAGGAGAAAUCAGAUUGUAGUGUCCAAGAGAAGCAGGAGAAGGAUACCUCCGAGAAUGAGAGCAGAACUCAAGAAGUUAAACCGAGUCUGGGAAAGAAUAAAGAGCAAUCAGGCCUGGAUGUGCUGAAGUGGAUGUUCCAGGGUCAGCUGGUGCUGCGGACACGCUGCCUGGAAUGUGAGUGUUUCACAGAGCGGAGAGAGGACUUUCAAGACAUCAGCGUACCUGUGCAAGAGGACGAGAACAGCUCCUCCGACUCCAGUUCUGAGAUUUCUCCAGAUCCCAAGCCUGAGCUGAAAACUCUAAAGUGGGCCAUAUCUCAAUUUGCAUCUGUGGAGCGGAUUGUGGGUCAAGAUAAAUAUUUCUGUGAGACCUGUCAUCACUACACAGAAGCUGAGAGAAGUCUUUUGUUUGACAAAACACCAGAAGUCAUCACAAUCCACCUGAAAUGCUUUGCUGCCAAUGGCUCUGAGAUGGACCCUUAUGCUGGCCUUUCCAAGGUGAAUACUCCUCUGCAGACCCCUCUCAAACUUGCUCUGCAUGAGUGGUGCACUCAGCCUGAUUCUCCAGACCAGAGCCAUCACUAUGAGCUCUUUGCCGUGGUCAUGCACAGCGGAGUAACCAUCAGCAGUGGUCACUACACCACUUACAUCCGCAUGAUGGAUCUCCAUCGCACCACUCUCAGGCUUCAGUCUCAGGAUGAAGAGCAAGACCGAGACCGAGAAGAAGACAUGAAACCUAAGAAAGAAGAGGUACCUCAAACAGAGUACGAUGAUGGUGAGGUGUCUUUCAGCUUGUCUGGCAGGGGGCGAAAUGUGGCCAGAGCCAGUGCAACAAGCAUGUCCAGUAAAUCGGGAAGCAAAAGGUGCUCUGAGGGUGUUGGGCUUUUAGGAGGACAGAGGAGCGUCACCAGUUAUGAGCUCAGCAACAGCAGUCAAUCCAAUCCAGAGAAGGCUUCCAGCUUAGCCAGUCGUGCCGCUGGUUCUCUGCUUCAGAACGCAGUGAAGAAACCGACCGAGGAAGAGGGAGUUGAUGCUGUGGGCGAUGGGACCCAGGUGAAUUUUGACCUCGCUCUGCGAAACCUUUUGGACUUUGAGGGAAAGUGGAUGCUGUUUGAUGACUCUGAAGUGAGACUCGUUGAAGAAGAGGACUUCCUCAGAGCCUGUUCCCCCGAGACAUGCUCCACCUCUACACCAUACCUGCUCUUCUACAAGAGAGUCUCUCAGUAAAAACAGCUGAUUGGAUAUGGAAACUCCACUCAAUUACUAAGUUUUACUGGUAAGACAUGGACUAUGAAAGUAUGUUUGCAGGUAACUGAAAAAGCAAGUCGAGACGCGUUAAUAGUCGAUAUGCACGUUUGUGUAACGUGUCAGUCAGUGAAAAGCCGAUGUGAAUCUUUCAAGGCAAUGACAUUUGUUGCCAUUUUUUGUGUCUAUUACUGUUUUUGUACUUUACUCUCUCUUCUUGUUCAGUAAGUUCAUGUCAUCUGCUUUUCAGUGACCCUCAUGCAAAUGCACCUUGGCACUUAUCGUAGUGCAUAUUACAGUUUUCUUAUACUUUCAAGCAUUCCAUAGAAGCUCUAUGAAAUAGCACAAUGAUUUCUUGUGCACUGAAAUUUUAUAUAUUUUUU
This is a messenger RNA of Sinocyclocheilus grahami, 2468 nucleotides long. RefSeq names its product ubiquitin carboxyl-terminal hydrolase 1-like. NCBI's taxonomy places the organism in Eukaryota, Metazoa, Chordata, Actinopteri, Cypriniformes, Cyprinidae. The transcript has 7 exons. Gene Ontology annotation, biological process: protein deubiquitination. The record is from RefSeq and is a predicted model, not a curated record. Gene Ontology annotation, cellular component: cytosol; nucleus. The coding region runs from base 1 to 2067 and encodes 688 amino acids. Gene Ontology annotation, molecular function: cysteine-type deubiquitinase activity.